Helicoverpa zea (corn earworm) is the source of this 889-nucleotide messenger RNA. RefSeq names its product protein cueball-like. The coding region runs from base 196 to 735 and encodes 179 amino acids. The record is from RefSeq and is a predicted model, not a curated record. The transcript is spliced from 2 exons. NCBI's taxonomy places the organism in Eukaryota, Metazoa, Arthropoda, Insecta, Lepidoptera, Noctuidae.
GCCUUCCGAAACUUUUACAUUUCAGAUCUGGCUGUGGCUGUGCAGAAUCGACUGGAGUUCUAUACAAAAGAGGGCAAAAUAAUCGUUGAAAGUGAUCUGUUCAGAGACGCCACGGCUUUAGCUUACGAUGAUGCACAUCAGACAAUAUUAUUUAUAAAAAAACAUACUGACAACGCCUCCAUAUGUAGUUUUGAAAUGUCGACUCAGAAACACAAAGUUUUGGUAACAGGGAAAGAUAUCGGAGGUUUCACAAUCGAUCCAAUCAGAGCAGUACUUUACUGGACCGACAUCGCUGAGAGGAGCAUAUUCUGGAUUUCAUUCAAACAGGGAUAUAAGGAGACUUAUAAUAAAAAUCUUUUGAUCAAAAUGGAGGAUGAGAUUCCCAGAGCGAUAGCCGUCGAUAUCUGUAAAGGGUAUGUCUACUGGACGAAGACAAACUCUACGAAGCCCACAAUAGAGAGAGUUCGAUUUGAUGGUACUGAGAAGGAGGUUCUAAUUGACGAAAGUAUUAACGAUUCGGUUAGCUUGGCCAUCGACCAACAGACGUUGAAAAUGUUCUGGGCUGAUAAUACACGCAACAAGAAAUAUAGAAUAUUCAGUACGGAAUUGGAUGGAAGUAAGACGGAGUUAAUAUCUGGUGAUUCUGGAACUGAUUUUAAACCAAAUGCAUUAACCGUUUCGAGAGAUUUAAUUUACCUUAUAGACGAGGGCACACACGCUGUUUGGAAACAUUAAAAAUUUCAAAUAACGGAAUCAUUGAAAAAUAUUUUACAUUUUACUGAGGCGCCCUCCGGCAUUGUUGCCAGGUAUACGACUGAAGAACAAAUUCAUGGAAAAGAGAAAUGUAAAGAUGUGAUGACUGCAUUACUAAACGAAAAAAUUAUUUGUG